AUGAAGCUCAUCGCUGUCCUCGUCAUUGCGGCGGCAGCCGUCCAAGCGGCCGGCGAAGACACGGAACCAGUCGUGCUCCCCGAAGGCAUGAUAGUCGCAGCAAACGAUGCUACCCAACUCGAAGAAAUGCUGCUGCCAGAUCCGACCGAGGCAGUACAUGACCCAACCAUCACCGAAGACCCAUUAGUGGCUUUCGAGCGGCGCAAUGUCGCCGACGACCUAAGUAACAAGCUGAAAGAUUUCGUACACCAACGGUUCGGACAUCAACACCAUGAUCCCGCAGCAACAAAGAGUGCCGGAAAGCGAGCUCUGCAAGACUACAUCCAAAAUCAGCGCAGGAAGCACUCAGAGCUGGCAAAUCCUCCGGAGCCCACGGAUGAAUCGCACCUCGACAAACGCGAUCUCGAGCGACGGGAGCUCGAUCGGCAGAUCGAUGAAUUCAUGCAGAAGCGCUGGGGUAUGGAGCCGGACAUGCUCGACCACCUUGAGGCGAACGUCUUGAAGAUGGAUGAGCAAGAUGCUCCCAAAGCGCCGGAGGCAGGCAAUCUGGUCCGCCGCGUUGAGGACUUCCUGCUUCGUCGAUUGGGCAUGUCUCACGACGAGAAAGCCACCGAGGCCAACUCCGAGGCUGAGAACAUCGUCACUGAGAGCGUCGAGGCCAGUAAAGAUCCCAGGCCCGAACAGGAUGCGGACUUAGCUCCCGGGUCCGAAGAGCACUCCAAGCUCUUCCGUCGAUGGGACCUGCCGCCGGUGUGCAAGAACAAGGCGAGGAUUCAAUUGUCGUGUCCAAAGGGAUACCCCUACCCCUCCACUUUGUGCUCGGGCAAGCAAAUGACUGCAGAGCGCUGCGUUGCGCGCUGCGACAAUGAUUUAUCGGUGAAAUAUGGGCUAGCGAGUGGAGGAAUCUUGUGCGCCGGCUUUUUCGGUGACAAGGGCGAAUUUGAGCAGGGCUGCAACACUAUCGACAUCGAAAGCGCUUGUUAUGCUUGCAAGUGGAAAUGUCCGGAACAGGCUUCGCUACCUGGGUAUGUUAAUACGCCAGGGAACUUCUCUUCUGAGGCAGUGAAGUGA
Messenger RNA from Cyphellophora attinorum, 1071 nucleotides. RefSeq lists its product as uncharacterized. The transcript has 2 exons. Bases 1 to 1071 code for a protein of 356 amino acids. The record is from RefSeq and is a predicted model, not a curated record. NCBI's taxonomy places the organism in Eukaryota, Fungi, Ascomycota, Eurotiomycetes, Chaetothyriales, Cyphellophoraceae.